GCCUGUGCAGUCAGCAGCCCUCGCCCAGCACCAUGGCGCCGCGGCCGCUGGGUCCCCUGGUGCUGGCGCUGGGCGGCGCAGCAGCUGUGCUCGGCUCGGUGCUCUUCAUCUUCUGGAAGGCCUACUUUGGCCGCGACCGGGAGCAGCGCUGGGACCCGAGCGAGGCCUGGUGGGGCGCGGAACCUGUCCGCCUCCCCGAGUGGGACCCCGAGGACGAGGAGGAGGAGGAGCCGGCACUGGAGGAACUGGAGCAGCGCGAGGUGCUGGUGCUGGGGCUGGACGGCUCUGGGAAGAGCACAUUCCUGCGUGUGCUGUCGGGGAAGCCGCCGCUGGACGGCCACUUCCCCACCUGGGGUUUCAACUCCGUGCGGCUGCCCACCAGGAACUUCCAGGUGGACCUGCUGGAGAUUGGUGGCAGCCAAAACCUGCGCUUCUACUGGAAGGAAUUUGUGAAUGAAGUGGAUGUGCUGGUGUUCGUGGUGGACUCAGCUGACCGGCUGCGUCUGCAGCGGGCCCGGCAGGAGCUGCACAAGCUGUUAGACAAGGACCCUGACCUGCCUGUCGUCGUGGUGGCCAACAAGCAGGACCUGAGUGAGGCCAUGAGCGUGAUGGAGCUGCAGCGGGAGCUGGGGUUGCAGGCCAUCAACAGCCAGCGUGAGGUGUUCCUCUUAGCGGCCAGCAUUGCUCCUGCAGGGCCUGGCUUCAAUGAUCCUGGCACCGUGCACAUCUGGAGGCUGCUCCUACAGCUUCUCUCGUAGGCUGGAUCCCCUGCUGAGUUCCCCACCCUGGGACCCAGUCCUCCCGCUGCUUCUGCUUCUUCAUCGCUGCCUGGGGCCUAAAGUGGAGCCAUGUGGCAGCACUUCCCUUCUCUCCUCCCCUCAGGAGGGGCUUGGUGGAGCCAAGAACCUUACAGAAAGCCUUCCUGGGGCUGUGGUUGUGGGGCUGAAGCAGAGAGGGAGGAAAGAAGGCAGAGGGUAGGAGAGGAUGAUGUCCUGCCCAUCCCAGAACAAAAUGGUGGCCCAGCCUUCCGUAGUGAAGACCCCAUCUCUCUUACCUGGACAGUGAAAUGCUCAAGGCUCUGCCCUCGCCUCCCUGCAGUCCCAGGGAUGGAAGGACCGUGUAGGUGUCGGAAGUACUCCAGGAGUCACGAGGUCUCCCAGUCUCAACUGUUCCUUCCUGGUGACAUGUGGGCAGGUUUUGGGCAGUACCCAUGAGCCUUGCCUCCCAGCCCUGCAGUGUACUCCAGCCCCAGCUCUGCCUGACUCGCUGUGGCCUUGUGUAGUCUCUCUGCCUUCCUGUACCCGAGGCCAUCAUUUUUAAAGGGAUGUGAUUUCAGUGGUCUUUUCUGACUUGGACUGAGCCCUGGUGGUGCAAUGGUUAAGUGUUCCGCUGCUAACCAAAAGGUUGGCAGUUUGAACCCACCGGCUGCUCCAUGGAAUAGAGAUGUGGCAAUCUGCUUCCGUAAAGAUUACAGCCUUCAAAACUCUAUGGAGCAGUUCUGCUCUGUCCUGUAGAGCCACUGAGUUGGAAUUGACUUGAUGGCAGUAGGUUUUUGGGUUCUUUUUCUGACCUGGAGAUGUGUUUCCCAGCCCUGGAGGUAAGAAGUGUUAGAACAGACCUGGAGAUCCUAGCAAAGAACUUUCUGAAGACCUCCCUGUUUCUCCCUUGAGUCAAGGCCUGGCCUGCCAGCCUCUCCUGACUGCAGAGUAAGAGACAUUCACCCGCUGGUCAGAAAAACUGAAGGCUGUUUUGUUUCUUUCCUAACCUGGAGACAGAAGCUGCUGCUGCUCUCGCACUAAGCACUAUCUGUGCCAAUGCCCAUGUUUACCUGAGUCUGGGGAAGGGAGGAGCCCGUGUCCCCGGAAGAAGACUGUCCAUGGGAGCUGGGUGUCAACCUCAGACCUGCAUUUUAUUUAUUUAUUUAUAAACAGAACAGGCCAAAGUUCUAGGCUUUAUUCUUCGGUGCUGUUACCAAAACCCAGGAUGAUUGUCAUGGAAAAUUUGGAAAUAGCUAGAAUCAUGAGAUGGCUGUAGCUCCUCCAUCACCUGGCCUUUGAGCUAUCUGAUAUCAUAAUGCUUCACAUUGAUCCCCAGUGAACUUCCACUCCACCACUUGGCCUGGUACGAAGGAUGCAGACCCCUACUGUGUAGAUAACAGUCGGUUCCGGGAGAGGACAUUUUUAUCCUGUGAAUACAGGUGAAAAGAAACCUUUGGGUGGGGAUGUAGCAGAGCAAGCCACAGGGUGGCCUCAGGUGCAUCGCUCAGCCUUUCUAGACCUGUUUCUUCCCCAGCAGAGCUGGACGGUAGCACACGCCAUGGUGUUCGUGUACCUCCAUGAUCAGCCAGCUUCAGGACUAUCCCUGUUGACACUUGUCUUUAGUGCAGGCGAAAGGAGCCUUCUGUCUGUGAGGGGCCACUGAAUAAUCAAUAGGCACAACUGGAAAUUUUUUUCUUAGAGAAGAUACCCAACUCUGUUUGCUUUUGACUUAGGAAUAGAGAUUGUGUGCGUUUGUUCCAUUUGCUGUUCACCGAUUAUUCCUCAGUUCCUCCCACGGCCAUUGGAGGAGGAGGCACCUGGGACGCAAGAGGGAGCGCCAGAAGCAAGCUGGUCGUUAGAAGAGUGGGUUUUAAAGUGACAUUUGUAAUUCUGCUUUUCAUGACUUUUCAUUUUGUCAUUGGAAAUGUGAGAGACUACUUUGUUCUGUUAACACCACCCUGUUCUCCAGUGCUUGCAGGUUGCCUCUGGGACCAGCAUUAAUUGUUGAGGGGGGCCCUUUUUUCCUAAUUAAGAUCUCUUUUUGGGCUACUUUUAUCAGCGAUGCCUCUGAAUGAUUGGGUUCAGUAACACAUUGGAGGACAAAUACCACUGAGCAGCACCAAAGGUACUCAGUGCCACCCCUCCUUGUGACACAAUAUAGGCAUUCUCCUGCCUGUGGUUUGCCUCACCACGUCUAUGGUUGAUGGCUACUCCCUUGUGGGGCUGCUGGCCCAUCACCCAAAGUGACAAACUUUGCUAUCUGCUGUGGUUUCUACCAGGCUAGGGCAGGAGAGGCUGAGGACGCUGCUGACCAGGACUGGACUGGAGAAAAAUUAGGAACAGGCCUUUCUUAAGAACCUCAGCUCACUGUGUGGCCUGCUGAUACUUACCCAGUAGCUCGUGAAUAUUCCUUUCUGAUUCCAGAACCCAGACCAUCUGCUCUUAGGAACCAGCACAGUUACCCCAAUGAAGAUGGCUGUGAGGCUCUGGAUCUGCCAGUGGGUAGGCUACUGACCUGUUGAACUUGUGCCUGUUAUUCACCCUGGCCCUGGAUGUCUAGGCAAGGGCUUUUGUUGUCAAGUUAUUUAAACGAAGCUAUGGUUUCUGUCUGACCUGUUGCCAUCCCUGAGAAGAGACCAACCUGACCCAGAGUUUGGACAUUUAGAUGGUCUGGGCAAGAGGUCUCCCGAGGCCGCUGGGACUGCCAUGUCAGACUGCCUGCCCAUCCCAAGAAGUCACCUCUGGUUUCUCUUGGUGCCCAGAAUUGCAGGUGUUUAAACUUGCGCAGCAGCAGCAGCAGCGUUCAGCUGUAAGGACUGGAGGAGGGUGAAAACCUCACGGCCUCACAUCCUCUGCAGAGAUGUUGAGGAGACUCUGACAACUCCUGCUGACUGCCUCAGUGAGACACCAGAUCCUCCACAAAGCAUGUCCACCUGUCUUUGGAAAACAUUGUUGUUCUUAUGCUUAUUUGGGUAGGAGUUGCCAGCAUUUCAAACCAGCUGCUGAAACCAGCCUGUGGCAUUUGUUAUGUACCUGCCCCCAACCCCAGAGCUUUCAGUGGCUAAUUAUUUUGAAUACAAAGUCCUUUCUAGUAGUUAUGAAAAAGGGGACCUGUUAAGGGACAGGAUUCCCACCAAAGAUCCAGAAGUUAAGGGAGCCCUGCUGGCUCAGCCUGUCCCCUGAGAACCCAGGCCACAGGACUGCCAAGGACAAACUGCAUAAAGUGGGAGUAGCCCUGGAUGUUUGAGGUCAAAAUAAAUGCCAAAAACCGACGUGGUUUCAUUUGAUUUUAAGAAGUCGGUGCUGGUUGCAGGGAGGAGCAGCUAUAGUGUGGUGCCAGAACACUUCCUUGUGACCCAGUAACCUGUCCUGUCAAACACCAAGUCCCAGCCCCCGGACCUUCAGCCCAUGUCGGGGAAGGCGGCUGCAAGGAACAUCAGCUUUGGCCUAAUCAAUACUUUUUGAGGUGUCAAAACCAUUCCCCAUCCCUUGAGAGUUCUUCCUGAUUCAGGGAUAGGGCAGAGCUGGUUUAGAAAUAGGAGCAAAGAAAUCUGACAGCCUCCAUGCCAAAGGUCAGAAUGGGGGUCACAGAACCACACAACCAUUCAUCCCACAGGCAUCUCUGCACUUGCCUCAAGCCAGGCUCCCUGGAUUCCCAGGUGAGGUCCCUGCCCUCAAGCUCAGUCUGGUGGCGGGUGUCAGGCACAUUAAAGCCUUAAGACAGUGAUAAGUAUUGCUUUACAAGUCCAGGGCGAGGGGAGUACAGGACACUUAACGCGAUCCGGGGCAGGGGAUGGUCAGGAGGUUGCUGAAAGUUGGCACUUGACCUGUGAGAGGAAACAAAGGUAAGGGCCAGCCUAGUAAAAGGCGUGAAGGUGAGGCCACAUACAUGUUUGGAAUCCUGUGGAGGACGUGAGUUACCAGGCUCCUGCAAGCCCUGCUUCAGGCCAGGUCUGAAAGGUUGUGCUCACAGUGGUUACAGGCCUGGAGUCUAACUGUGCGGGCUUCUAAGACUCCCCCAGCUUGCCCAGUUGCCAGCUUGCCUUGUUUGUGUAGGGAUGGCUGGGCUGCCUUCAGGGGCCAGAGGGGAGGACAGCUAACAAAGAGCCUAGGUUUGUUAAACCUGGCUUCACGCCUUAGUUUCCUUACCUGGCAGAUGAGGAUAAAGCCAUGUACUGCACAGUUUUACAUGGAAUGAGUUAUGUAAGAAGACCAAGCCCUGCUCAAGAGCAGCGGGAAGCAGAUUACCGGGGCUUCUAGGAGAAACUUUAGGAAUAGGAGGGUUUCUGUACUAACAGUUGGGGAUAAAGUAUCAACUCAAGAAAAUACCAAGUCCCCAUCCUACAAACUGAUCGUCAUCUCUAUGUAAGUCAUCAUCACCUCACAUGCCACCAAAUCAGGCAGGUCUGGCCACAAAGCAAGCAAUGCAGUGUCCCCUAGUGUUUGGCACACAGUAGCAUGGUAUUCAGUAAUCCCAGACAGCCCCGGAAAGGAGGUUUGGGGACCGUGGGUUCAUUUUGGGCCAAGGCCAAGACAAUGGUCCACAGAAAAGCAGUGAUGGCAGGUAACAUGAGGGCAGACCAGGAGCAGCAGGUAUAGCUCCCCAGGGCCACAGGGAGUCAGCCCACCAGUCCACAGCUGAGGGAUGGGGCUAGCACUGGCAAGGCUUGCCCCUUCCAAGCAGCCCAGCGUUCCUGUAGAAGGCUUAAUGGAACUGCUCUGCAGGAAACCAAGGCAGACAGCAAUGGAACCAAGAAUGGGAGAAGAGGGAGGCUAGAUGUAAGAUGGCACGUGAAUGACGCAGAGCUGAAGGUCGGGAUGGCCUCCUUGCCCUGGGGCAGCCUCAGGACUUGGCUGGGAGGGACAAAUACAAAACAAUCAGAAAAGUAAAAUA
This is a messenger RNA of Loxodonta africana (African savanna elephant), 5652 nucleotides long. It is a transcript of the gene ARL10, whose product is annotated as ADP ribosylation factor like GTPase 10. Gene Ontology annotation, molecular function: GTPase activity; GTP binding. The record is from RefSeq and is a predicted model, not a curated record. Bases 33 to 758 code for a protein of 241 amino acids. Lineage: Eukaryota; Metazoa; Chordata; Mammalia; Proboscidea; Elephantidae. The transcript has 4 exons.